AUGGCAGCUUAUGCAGCUCUGGUUUCUGUGAUGAACAUCAUUGAGCAGAUGAUGAGCCAUCCUCGCCUUUCAACUGUAUUCGACAAGAAACAGAUUGAAUCCCUUGGGGAAAAGGCUGAUGGCUUGCUCGACUUGAUAACCAACCCUACUAUUGAUGGAGGUAGCAAAGAAGCAUCAGAUCUGGAGAGACAAAUCGCAUCUGCAGCUCACGCAGCUGAAGAUGUGAUUGAAUCACACAUUGUCGAUCAAAUUCAUGCUGAGAAGAAGCAAGCACGGACCAAGUUCAUGCUGCGGCGCUGGCAAGGGAGAAAUCGACCCAGUCAUAAAUGCUCGUUGUCGGAUCUGCAACAAAUAAUUGAAGAAAUGGAUGGUAUCAUGAGAAAGGGUGCUGAGCUCAAGGAGAAAUGGCUAGCGAGAGAGGAGCAAGCUACACAUGGUGACAUGGAUGUUGUGGAGGAGAAACAACCUCUCACCACCACCACCGGAAAGGCUUCUCCGGUGGGACUCGAAGACGACGUGAUCCACAUCAUGGACAAGCUCACCAUACAUCAACCCAAGCAGCAAAUCAUCUCGAUUGUUGGGAUGGGCGGCACGGGUAAGACCACGCUUGCUCUAAAUGUUUAUGAAAAUUCAUUCAUCAAGGAACACUUUCACAUUCGUGCUUGGGCAACUGUAUCUCAACAAUACAGUGCAAAAGAAAUCUUUUCAAAACUUCUCUCUAGCAUAGGGCAAAGUGGAAGUGAAAAUGAUUUAGGGCUAAAGUUGCAUCAGACUUUAUGUGGUAGAAGAUAUCUGAUUGUAUUAGAUGACAUAUGGAGUGUCGAAGCUUGGGAUGAGGUGAGGCGUUACUUUCCCGAUAAUGGGAAUGGAAGUCGGAUCAUUUUAACUACUAGGUUGUCGGAUGUGGCUAGUGAUUGUGGCUCUACUUCUUGCAUCACCAUGAAACCUUUGAAAAAGGAUCAAAGUUGGGUGUUGUUUUGCAGAAACGCUUUCCAGCAAGAACAUUGCCCUUGUCAUCAACUAGAAAGUGUGGGAAAUGAGAUUGUUAGAUUGUGCAGAGGACUACCCUUGUCAAUUGUUGUGAUUGGAGGGUUUCUUCUCAAAUCGCCUAGGAUUGUAGGAUUCUGGGAGGAUGUUGCCGAGAAUAUAAAAUCAAUCCCCAAUUCAAUGGAGAAGCAAGAGAUCUUAGAUGUGUUAUCUUUAAGCUAUAAUCACUUGCCCCCUCAUCUGAAACCAUGUUUUCUUUAUAUGGGGAUUUUCCGGGAGGACCAUGAGAUUCGUGCAUCACGAAUCAUCAAACUUUGGGUUGCUGAAGGAUUUAUCAAACCGAAGAGAGCUCAAAUGUUAGAAGAGAUUGCAGAGGGGUACUUGAAAGACUUAGUCGACAGGAAUCUUGUUCUUGUUGGCAGACAUCGAUCUAAUGGGAAGAUUAGGUCUUGUCGACUUCACGAUCUGAUAAGAGAUCUGUGCUUGAAAGUCUCUGAGAAAGACAAGUUCUUCUAUCACUAUGUCAAAAGGUCACUCGACAACAUGACUAAGAAGCGUCGCCCCAUCGAUCGGAUAAGAGAUCUGUUCCUCAAAGUCUCUGAGAAAGACAAGUUCUUCUAUGCCAAAGGGGCACUCGACAACAUGACUAAGGAGCGUCGCUUCAUAUGUCAUGACUUCAUCAAGAGUGAUGAUGUUCCUGAGAUGUCUGAUGCUCUGAAAUCAGCGCAGCUUCUUCGUUCUCUAGUAUGCAGAGGGUUCAAGCUGCCGGUUGUGUUCAAGUUAUUGAGAGUUUUGACUGUGGCUAGCGACUGUUUCGCGGUAAAUAUAAUGCAGAACUUGAACCUGCGGUGCCUUACUUUCCAAUCUCCGUUCUCCUUGGUGAGGCUUCCUUCUUCAAUAUCCUUCAUUUGGAACCUGCAAACAUUGACAAUUGAUGCGAGACUUAUUGCACCAAUUGAAAUUUGGAGCUUGUCACAACUUAGGCAUGUGGAGUGCAAACGGAUUUAUCUUCCCCAUCCUCCUCCUCCUCCAAAUGACUGUGUUGUCAUGGGAAACUUACAGACACUGAUAAAAACAGUAAAUUUGAGGUUGAGUGAGGAGGUGUGUAAGAGAAUUCCCAACACCAACAAAUUGCAUCUAAUCUACGAUGAUGAGUUGGAGGGAUAUGAUGAUUGCUUGUUAGACCAUCUCCACAAUCUUGGCAGCCUACAUAAACUUCAAUCACUAAAGCUAGUUUCCACCUUUCCUUACCGAUCCUCAUGCAAUGCAGAUCAGCUCAAGUGUGCAUUUCCGUUAUCUCUGAAGAAGCUGUCACUCACAAACUGCAGUCUUGACUGGAAUGAUCUAGCAAUCAUCGGUUCUUUGCCCCAAUUAGAAGUUCUCGAGCUAGUUGAUUCCGUCAAGGGACAGAAGUGGAGUCCGGUUAACGGGGAGUUUCUCAGCCUUAGAUUCUUGAGCAUUGACAGUUGUGAUCUGAGAUGUUGGGAUGCAGACAGCUCCCAUUUCCCAGUUUUGAAGAAGCUUAGGCUUAAGAGAUUGAUGUACUUGGAAGAGAUCCCUUUGGAUAUUGGAGAAAUUCCAACGCUUGAAAUUAUCAGUGUGGUUGAAUGCUGUGAGUCUGCUGAAAUUUCGGCGAUGAAAAUAAAGGAAGAACAAGAGAGUCUAGGAAAUGAGGGCCUUCAAGUUCGAAUUAUGAAUGCAGCCUGGAGAUUUCUUAAUGAACGGUCGUUAGAUUAUCUCUACGAUUAG
Messenger RNA from Salvia miltiorrhiza (redroot sage), 2736 nucleotides. Its product is annotated as putative late blight resistance protein homolog R1A-10. The record is from RefSeq and is a predicted model, not a curated record. Gene Ontology annotation, biological process: defense response to other organism. The coding region runs from base 1 to 2736 and encodes 911 amino acids. The transcript has a single exon. Gene Ontology annotation, molecular function: ADP binding. Lineage: Eukaryota; Viridiplantae; Streptophyta; Magnoliopsida; Lamiales; Lamiaceae.